Molecule: messenger RNA, 26068 nt
Organism: Podarcis lilfordi (Lilford's wall lizard)
Lineage: Eukaryota; Metazoa; Chordata; Lepidosauria; Squamata; Lacertidae
Source: the annotation of a GenBank genome assembly
CACUGCCGCAAGGAGUGAGAUGUGCAGGGCAGAGUCGCCAACAGGGAGAUGGGAUCCCUGAGUAAGAAAAUAACUAUUAAGUCACAAAGAGGAAUGAAUGAGUAGAUGCCAAACAAUUUGGAAACUGUUAGAAAGCUGGUUUACCUUAUAUACAGUGGCGGAGGAAGCCCAUAGGGGCAUAACACACUGCAGGGCCUCAGAAUCUGCCUGCCUCCUCCCACUCAGCUGCCACACAGCUGGGGGAGAGGCAGCGGGCGGACCAUUUGGGCAGGAGAGAUGUGUGGCUCAGGUGUGCUGCAGGCCCUGCGGUGAGUGCCGUUGGGCAUUUUGUCACCCCCCGCAGUGGUGGCACCUGGGACGGCCCGCAACUACCACACACCCCUUCCUCUGCAGUAUAUUUCCACUUUGGGAUGGCCAGCCUGCAUAGGACAGUUGUGGCCUGCUCAGAUAUAUCCUUCAUCUUCUGCUCUGUACCAUAUACAAAUCCACACACACACCUACAUGAUGUGAGGGGAGGAGAAAGGUGUGGGAUUCUGCCUUCGGCAGCACAAUAUAGAAAUAUCCUUUUGAACCAAAUGAUUCUAGAAAAAAAGUUUUGGCCCCUCCUCCCUUGUUUAUCCUCCUUGUCUGGGACUCACACUGCAGCUUUUCAAAAGAAGCUCGAUUAAGAAAUACGUCUGUUGUCAUCUUAUUGCCACAUCAUCCUGCAAAUGCCAAGGAUGUGUCCACCCAUUUGAGUUCUUUAAAAAGCAGAUGCAGGAAAGGCAAAGCUUUUGCCUGUCUGCUGCCAGGAUGGGAGAAACAAAUCCAGCGAGAAACUCCAAGUGUUUCCAUUUCUUCUUGCUUGGCUUCAUUGGUUCCCUCCUCCUUCAAUCUGCAUCGGGUCGCGAGCUGGUGUUUGUGCUCUUAGUAAGUAAAGGAAAGCAAAUAUUUCGUUACUACUAUGCGUUUGGUUUGUGGGUUCUUCAAGACGAAAUUCUUGGGGCUGUGUCCAAUUUUAGUUCUACUCAGAGAAGACCCAUUUAAAGUAAUUGAUAUGACUAACUUGGGUCCAUUCAUUUCAGUGUGUCUAAACUUAGUUGGAGCCCACCCUUGGUGUACAGCUCUCCAAAGGUUUCAUGAAUUAACUAGACUUUCAAUGGUGGGUUUUCCUCUCUCCUAUAUUUACAGAAGGGACGCGGGUGGCGCUGUGGGUUAAACCACAGAGCCUAGGACUUGCCGAUCAGAAGAUCAGCGGUCCGAAUCCCCGGGACGGGGUGAGCUCCCGUUGCUCGGUCCCUGCUCCUGCCAAUCUAGCAGUUCGAAAGCACGUCAAAGUGCAAGUAGAUAAAUAGGUACCGCUCCGGCGGGAAGGUAAAGGGCGUUUCCGAGCACUGCUCUGGUUCACCAGAAGUGGCUUUGUCAUGCUGGCCACAUGACCCGGAAGCUGUACACCGGCUCCCUCGGCCAAUAAAGCGAGAUGAGCGCCGCAACCCCAGAGUCGGCCAUGACUGGACCUAAUGGUCAGGGGUCCCUUUACCUUUACCUUAUAUUUACAGGAGUGGGGGAACCUGUGGCUCUCCAGAUGUUGCAGGAUCACAACUUCCAUCAUUCUUGACCAGUGGCCAUGCUGCCUGGGGCUGAUGGGAGUUUUAGUCCAACAACAGCUAGAGGGCCACCGUUCAGUAAGCCUGUACACUAUAAAUUAAAAACUGAUGCUAACACAUUCCGCCGGUUGCUUGAAUUAUUUUAAGAUGCACUUGUGUUUAAUGAGGGAGCUUAUGCCUCUUUAGUAAAGAACAUGCAGUCUCCCUAUAGCUUUUAGAGAUAUAACAUGCAUCAGAAUGUUAAAGAAUAUAAAGAUAACAAUUGAAAUGCUUCCUGGCCUUCAAGUGUAAUGAGCUCAUCUAUAAACAAACUCAAAAGAGCAGCCAUUUUAGAUUGCUGCCAUUAAGAUACUGCUCUAUCAGAUACAUGAGGUUCAAAGGGAGGAUAAUCACAGCCUACGUGUAAAUAGAUAUACAGUUUUACAAGGUGAGCAUAGGACAGCAUCCUGAUAGAAGGGAUAAAACAUACUAUUGAACCAGCUGACGUCAUGAAGACAUAAGAGGCUUGCUGGAUAGGACCAAAGACCAGUCUAAUGUGUUGCCACAAUGACCAACUUGAUGCCUAUGGAAGGUGGGAGAUGACUGCAAUAGCCCUUUCCUGCUCAUGAGACCUCAGAACUGAUAUUCAGAGGGAUAUUGACAUUUUGGAGAAAGUAGACAAUGGGUAUACACAUGCAGUAACGAUUCAGUUCAGACCCUAAUUUUAUGCUUUGGGAAACAAUUUGCUUAGGUCUGAUUAUCCAGCAAAACAAUGCUUUGUGCUUUCCCCAUUAAAGGAUUAUUAUUUUAUGGGCAAUGUAUACAGUAGAGGUAAUAGUAAGAAAUCUCUGAAAUUGCACAGUGCUGGUGCUUUUGAAACUGGUUUGAAGUGCAAAGUGGAUUUGGUUGGAGUGGAUACAUGGGCGUGUUCCAGGGAAGCAGAAGAACCUGAACUUCCAGCAUUUUACAAACAAACCCCAUUAACAGAACGAGCAAAUAGCGCUGAGCGGAUAAGGACAAGGUGAUAUAUUACUUCCACAUCCCUUUCCAAAGCAGGGCCAGCCCAAGGCGUUUUGCUGCCUGAGACAAAGAACAAGUCGGUCCCGUCCCACCCCCACAUUCCACAGGCAGAAGCUGACUGGCUUGGAAGUUUAUUUUUAUUUAAUACUAGUGUUGGGACAGUAUUAUUCACCACACCUGAGGACAGCAGGCUAACUUAAAGGUAGCACAGCAAGUUGCAGGACAUACACAACUCCGUCCUCUGAUAGAGGGGAAUGGUUAAGUGGUUCAGGAGGAAGCGGGGUAGGCUACCACUGCUGACUCCCACCCACAUUCCCCAGGACCUGAGUUCUGUGGAAGAAGGCAGGUGGUGGGGAGGGGAACCCCCUAAUAUUGGCUUUGUAGAGAUCAAUGAUCACAUGCUCGGAGCAGCUUUCGAGGCAACUUCGAUUGCCUGGAGAUGUUCGUUUUCUUUCUCUCAUUUUGCCCACUCCCCAUAACUGCUUUACAGUAGUGGUCAGCUGUGUGGUAGCGCUCACCUGAUCUCCUGCCGCCCAUGUUGCUUCUGCUUACCGGCAAGUAGAUCAAAAGGGUAGCAGGGUGCAAACGCGUUGGCAGGAGGCCCAGAAUGGCUCUGCUGGUGUGUUUGCAUCGCACCAGCUUCAUCUCCUCCUCUACCUCCCAGUGAGCUGUAGGAACAUGGGCAAAGUGAGGUCAGGUGAGUGAUGCCAUCUUACCAUCUGACUGCUACUGCUACAUAUCACUGGGAUUACAAAGGAGCUUGCGAGCCAUCCAAGUUAAAGUCUGGUGAUCCUUCUCAUCAAGUUGCUGAAAGUAAAUUGGAAGGCUAAAAUUGUAUUGGCUAAACAGACUUGAAUAAAUUAUUUCAACUUUCCCCCAUCUUUACCUCACAGCCUUUCCUAGUUUGCCGCUGGCAUAAUAUAUUAUUAAUAUCUAGCCCCCAAGUGAAGUUAUGUUUUGGUGCUUGCUGAGUCUCCCCCCCCCCCCCAUUUCUAUCAUAAUUACCGUAUUAGACUAUUUUACUUUAGCAUUGUUCACCCUCUUUUACUAGAUUUAUCGGCAUGGUGACAGAAGCCCUAUUGAAGUCUAUCCUAACAGCCUACACAAUGAAAGUGCCUGGCCACAGGGAUUUGGACAACUGACUAAGGUUUGUUGGCUUUUCAUAAAGUUUGGUUUGAAAAUUUUCAAGAAGUAGACUUCUGGAAUUUGGAAUUUGUACAAAAUUUCAUUCCAGCUCUAAGAGACAUGAUCCCCCAUCCUCUGAUAGUCACAGAUUGCUGUGGGCCCUCUAACCUGACCUGUAGAGAUCAGUGCUCUUGUCUCUACCUGACUUAUCCAACACCCAAAUCCCUCUGAAUGUGCCUGAUUUGGCUCAGGACUUGGAACUCGGGUGAAUAUGGUGCACAGCUCUAAUAAAAGCGGCAAUGGGUCUGUGAUAUAGCAGUCGAGAACCUUCCGGCUAUGGGCUUGAUUAGGCCUGCUAGGCCAUCCUAUUUGGCCUGCAAGACCAUUUCAGCCCAGCUGCACCCACCUGUCAAUCACCUCAUGCCGUGUUUUGGGCAGGAAUCAGAUGCACACAAAACCUCAUUCCCUCUCAAGUGUAUCAAAUCCCUUUCAAAUUCAACCCAACAGAGAAAGGCACCAGAUUCAAACAGUGCCAAAGGUUGAGCCAUGGUUGCAAAGGAAUCAUCAGGAGCACAAUCCCGACCAAUCCUUUGCAGCCACGUCCCAUGUGAAGUUGAAUCAAAGGACUACCAGGAGUGAACUGCCAACUGUUCAUUUCCAGCCACAGCUUUAGUUUGGGUGCCGAUUGUACAUGGCACCUUACCUUGUCAUGCUGCUUUCAACUGGAAUCAGAUACGCAGGAGCUCUUGCUCACUCCAAGCGUAUCCAAUUCCUGCCAACCACAGUGCAACAGGGAGAGGCACCAAAUUCAAAUGGCACCAAAGGAUCAACUGUGGCUCCAAAGGAACAAUCAAGAGCACACUCCCAAUGUCGCAUCUGCAGCUGUGGCUUUAGCUUUUUCACAUCUGAUGUCACGUGCUUGACAAGUGAGCAGCCCUACCAUUUGCCAGCCUGGCCCAGUGUUCCCCAAACUUGGAUCUCUAGCUGUUUUUGGACUACAACACCCAUCAUCCAUAGCUAGCAAGACCGUUGGUCAGGGAUGAUAGGAAUCGUAGUCAAAAACAGCCAGAGAUCCUACUUUGGGAAACACUGACCUGGCCCGUGGAGGAAUUGCUAUGUUUGGAUCCGGCACUCUGGCAGAAAGCAGUUCCCUACCCCUGCUCUGAAAUGUUUAAUAUUAAGAGCAAAAGGGUCACAUGGUGGAUCCACCUGCAUGGAAAACUGAUCCUCUCCAGCCUCUGAUCAUUUUUGUCACAUUUCUUCAAUCAUUCCCUAGGAAAGCAGCCGGGGUGGGUAAUGCUUGGCUUUCCACAAGGGCUGGAAAAGCCAUAAGACCGAACUCUGGCUUCAAGAGGAAAUCAUGUAUCUAUUGUUGCUCCCACAGAUUGGAAUGCAGCAGCAGUAUGAACUUGGAAAAUACAUAAAGAAGAGGUACUCAAACUUCCUGAGUGCUGAAUAUAAACGAGAAGAGGUGGGUAAGGGAAUUUUCAAGAAAGAGAUUGGUGUGGUUCAUAACAACAUCAGAUCCUGAGAAAACCCAAGGGAUGUUUUGAUAUUAUUCAUCAAACAUUCCAGUGGUGUUAAUAAGCCUCCUCCAGCAACGGUUACCACUUCUGGGUGUAGCAUAAAGGAAAUUUCUGGAGUAAAGCUUCUGGUAGUAGAGGUAGAGGGACCCCUGACCAUUUGGUCCAGUCGUGACCGACUCUGGGGUUGCGGCACUCAUCUCGCUUUAUUGACAGAGGGAGCCGGCAUACAGCUUCCAGGUCAUGUGGCCAGCAUGACUAAGCCGCUUCUGGCGAACCAGAGCAGCGCACGGAAACGCCAUUUACCUUCCCGCCAGAGCGGUACCUAUUUAUCUACUUGCACUUUGACGUGCUUUCGAACUGCUAGGUGGGCAGGAGCAGGGACCGAACAACGGGAGCUCACCCUGUCACGGGGAUUCGAACAGCCGACCUUCUGAUCAGCAAGUCCUAGGCUCUGUGGUUUAACCCACAGCGCCAGCCACAUCCCAAGCUUCUGGUAUCUGAUGAUAUUCGAAGGGAGACAUUCCUUUGGGUUGGCAACAGAUGAAGCACAGUCCUUAUACACUUAUUCCUCUUCAUCAGUAGAGGCCUCUGCUAGAGAGGGUCCCUCAAAGGCUACCAAGCUGAGAUGCCCUCAGAUCCCAUGACACCCUCCCACUUCUAAUGAAGAGGUUUCUGAGUCCAGAUCCUGGGUCUUGACACACUCCCUUAACCCUUUCUAGAUUUUGAUCCAGAGUACCGAAAGUGAUCGAACCAUUAUGAGUGCCCAAGCAAAUCUUGCUGGUAUGUACCCUCCUACGGGUGAUCAAAUCUGGAAUCCUAAAAUCCUGUGGCAACCUAUCCCGGUGCACGUUGUACCAAAGGAAAGAAAUCCGGUGAGUACCAGAGUCAUAACCAAUUUUGUCUGCCUUCCAGGCUCUUCCUCAGAAACCUAAUACAGUAUUCUGAGAAGGAAGUGUAUGCAAAUGUUCAUUUAAAAUUAUCAUUUCCCUUAAUCAGAGAUUCUGCAACAUAUAGAAGAAGCACAUGACCAUUUGUAGCUCAUUUAUUUAUAGCCCCGCCUUACUUUCUGCUGAAGGAAACAGCAUUUGAAUUUAGGAUUUGGGGGCCAUGCUCCCUUUGAGGAUGAGUUGAUUCCUUGACUUCUAGUUCUGACAUAGCGAACUGUCUUGUCCUCCUGCAGGGACAGUUGGCUGUGUUGCAGCUGGUGUGAUGUUGUAGCUGUUAUCAGGGCCAAUCCCAACACUGAAUUAAAUGUGCACAUCAAAACCAGACAACUCUGUAUCCACUGUACUGUUUUCAACAAAGGAUAAUGCUGCAGUUUGUACAUGUAUAUAAAACUAUAUAAAGCUUUCUGUCUAUUACUAUUAUAUUUUUUCAUACAACAGUAGCACCGACUGGACUUUCACAAGCAGCAAAAUAUAUUGAGAUGUUUCAGAGCUGCAAGGAGCUUUGGCAAAGAUCCAAGCAGUAUCUUACGCCACACUGUAUGGUGCGACAGAAAGCACGCAGUAUCUUUUCUUGCUUGAAGGUUUUUGUAGCUUUGGAGACUAAAGGACAUUUGGAAAGCGUUUUCUUAAAGGCACAAUGGAAACACGUCUCCCUUGCAAGUCUCCAAUUGUUUCCUCAAAACCUUUUGUUGGGUUCUCCCUUACAACCCAUUCCCAGCAGUAUCACGAUAGGCAGGUUAUUUCCCAGGGCGAACCAAGAGAGUUUCAUCAGUCGUCAUCAUAAUCAUCAUCUGUCAAGUAACAGGAGAGCCAGGAAUAAUUAGUUCUCAUUUUGAUGCCUGUUGGUUGCAUGCUGCUGCAGUUUAGUUGGGCAAGAGCUACUACACCAGUCAUGUGGGGUCUAAUAACUGGCAGUUAUCCACAAGUGAAUCUCUUAGACCUAUUCCUGGUCACAUAAUCUGUGCUGCGCUGAACUGUAGGCCUCAAGCAGGCUUCCUCAACCUCGGCCUUCCAGAUGUUUUUGGCCUACAACUCCCAUGGUCCCUAGCUAGCAGGACCAGUGGUUGGGGAUGCUGGGAAUUGUAGUCUCAAAACAUCUGGAGGGCUUAGGUUGAGGAAGCCUGGCCUCAAUUGCUGUCACUAUGGAGCUGCUGCUCAGGAAAUGUGAUGCAAGGGCAAAUGGCUGAUGUUCUUUCUCUCUCAGUUCUCUCAGAACUUAACUCUCCCCUCAAAAUCUCCUCACCAAAACUCCCUUGUGUCAGGCAAUGCAGGGUGUGGGGCGUUGAGGUGAAACCACCCCAUGCCCAACCUCACAGUUCUGACAACAUUCCUCACACGGAGCCAAUUAGCUUUUUAUUUAUUUAUUUAUCUUUUUGUAGGCGGAAACUCCCAUUGAUACCAAUGCGAGAGGUUCCUCUUUUCACUAAGUGGUGGGUGAGGGAGUUUUGUGAAGGCUGAGGUGGUGCAACUCCCCACACGCUGCAUUACUCAUUAAUCGAGAGAGAACACUGAAUAUUAAUUUAGCUUGACUCUGAGGAUGCUUCCCUGCCAAACAGAAACGAGCUGCAGUCUUGAUACCACACUGAACAGCCAUUCCCAAAGCUGGAAAAGCAAGAAUAAUAUAGCACACAUUUUGAGGGAUGAGAAGUAAGAAUUUUGAUCAUCUCUUCCCCACCUUCUCUCAUCUGUCUUCCACUCAUUUCUGGAUUUUGGCCUGCAAUGUUUGCAUCAGAUGUUGGGAGGAUAGAAAAAGGAACAAAACUUCUUAGGCUCAACUCCUUGAUUCAUAGAAACUCCUUAACACCACACAGACUGUCUGACAUGAGUUCUAGUUCCUCACUGGGACGCCAAGCCCUUGGGACAUACUCGCAUUUAUGGUGGGAAUGCUCAUAGGUUAAAUGCUUUGGGGAUACAGCAGUCCAUGAAACUGGAACUAUUAUAAGGUGCCAAGUGACACCUUCUCCACAACAGGCAAUAUCUCCUUUAUUCACUGAGGAUUACACUGCUAUGUACAUUAAGGAAUUAGUUGGGCACUUUCUUAUUUGCAAUUCACAACUGCAAAACUCUGCCGGGACUUGAUAUGAGUGAACCUGGUUUACUGGUAUGGGAUAUUGUUACUAGAGGGAAAUGACAUUCAAAUUAAGAGUGCUUAGAGGCCAAAAUAAGAAAGAUAAUUUUAUUUUGGUAUGGCAUGGUUGUGCAAUGUACGUUAAAAUACAGGAACAUGGAAGAUCUCAAUAUGCAGUUUCUAAACAGAUUUGGAUAAUUUUAGUUCUACAGGGGUUCCAAUCCCCUUUAUAGUGUUUUCAGUUUUGGCAACCCUAUGCCCAGAGAUAGAAAAUGGGAAAAAAAUAAAAUAAAAUAAAAUGAUUCAGAUGUUUAUUUGAUGUAUUUACCUGAGUAAAUCCUCUAAUGAAGAUGUUUAAUACGUGCCUGCCCAGAGAGUUAACUCUAAUCCAAACUGUAUUUGCUGUAAUUAUAUUUUGCUUUCCUUUUUAUAUGGUUCAUGACAAAAUGUAUCUUAUUUUCCUGUAUGUUAAAAAUAAGUAAACAUUUAUUUUAGGGGGGGGACUUAUUAGGCUAAGCAAAAAACACGAAACAAAAAAGCAAGUCUGUUCUCAAAGCAAGACCAAUGUUACAAUACGUCAUUCUGACAACCAGAAAAUAUCUCAGUGAUCAUCUUCACAUUAUUCUGUUAGUAUAUUAACAGCAUGUCUAUUUUGAAGCAGCUCCCAUUGAGUUCAGUGGGGCUUACUGUAUUUGUAUGGAUGGCGAGAUCACUAAAUCAUGUGACUUCAAGCCAAUGAAUCCCUGCAGGUUAUGAGACAGGUAUAAUUCAGAAAUGGCGUCAUUGUGACAAACAUCAAUCCUACAUAGAGAUAAGCACUCUACAAAAACCCAGCUGAGAAGCUUGAAGUGAGACAGAAGGCAGUUGCAAGCAUAGCUGUCAACUGUCCCUUAUUUGGCGGGAAACUCCCUUAUCCCAGCGCCUUGUCCCGCUGCUGUCCCUUAUUGAUGAUGUCCCUUAAAUUUCCCGGCUUUCAAAGGAAGCAGCUCCUCUCCCUUCCUCCCUGCCGGCCAGGGAGGAGGAGGCUCCAACUGUGUUGCUUGGCUGCCCGGCCCACCCCCCUCUGGCCUCCUCUCACCAGCAUCGGCCCCCGGGAGCCCCUCCCCACCGGGACUGAGGAGCCUUGAGAGGAGAGCGAGGGCAACCAUAGAGAAAGCAGUUCAGAGAGAGGAGGAGGAGGCAGAGGCGGAGGCGAGGGCAGGUGUUCCAAGGGCUAACCAUAGAGCGGGAAAGUGGAGGAAGGACCACAAGCGCUUCUCCCAUAGAUUUGUAGUGGUAAACUAGCCUAGAUGGUCUGAUCUGCGGGUUUACUUCGGGCGCUAUUCCCCCCUCUUCCUCCCGCCCUGCCUGAUGGAACUGAGAGCUGCAGAUGGAGCAUGAGAGAAAAGAUACAGAAGUGCAGCAGCAUCUUCGUGGCUUGGAUGUCGUUUUUCGCAAAAAGUGGUUGCUGCUUGUAGUUAUUUAAUUGCAGUGUUUCAUCAGCUGGUGUCUUGAGCAGCAACCUCUGGAAACGAAGGGCUAAAAACCAGCGCUGCUCUCCAAAAUUAUCUGGUCCCUUUUAACUUCGUAUUUCAGCUGGUUGACUAAAAUUCCUUAUUUUGGCUGCUGAUCCCUUAUUUUCGAGGCGGCUGGUCCCUUAUUUUCAAAUCUGUAAGUUGACAGCUAUGGUUACAAGUUGUGUCAUUUUUGUUUCAGAAAUUACGUUAUCCAAUUUUAAAUUGUCCACGCUACCUGGAACUUCUGAAGGAAACGAUGAAAUCAAGUGAAUUCCAGGCCAAAAUUCAACCGUACAAGGUACUUUGUGCAGGAUUGGGGAUGGGUAUUAUGUCAGUAAUAUUUCCACUACAGCCUAGGUCCAGACAUUUCGAACUCUAGUGGGUAAUUGCAUUACUGUUAGAUUAAACCUCAAUGUAUCAAAACUAGCUUAUUUAAAACAUGUAGUAUUUCUAUAUGCAAAGACCUAUGCAUACCGAACAAUAAACACAGGCCCAGUUCAGAUUAUCAGUUCAGAUGAGUAAUUUGCCCACACAUUGUGUUCGGAUGCCACCUCUUCCUUCCUGUGUUAACCAGGAAAUCUUCAGUCAACUAUAAUCCCUUAAUUAUUCCAAACUGAGAAAUUUAUGUUUAGAAAGUUCGGAACAAGCCAGGAUCACAAACUAGGGUUGCCAUACAUCCAGAAUCUUCCAGACAUACCCAGAAUACUGCAGUUGGAAACAGUGUCUGGGCAGAUAUUGGAAAAUGUCCAGGAAAAUCCAUACAUAUGGCAACCCAUGUCUCAUGUCGGCAGUGUGAUUGAUUUUGCCCCAAAAGCUCAACAACUUUCCCCAAAAAUGGUCAAGAGCUUUUGUGUCUGGAUUUUCACUUUUUGAAAUAUAGCAACCCUGUCUUAAAACAUGCUUGAAGUUGGUUUAAGAUCCUGCAUUUCCUGUUUAUCCACUUUGGAUGGAAUGAGAAACUAUGGUUAAUUAAACUAGGGUUAAUUCUGGGAUAAAUUGUGGUGCACUUUAAAGGGAAUAAGGAAACUGCUGUAUACCCAGGCACAAGGCUAAGUUUAUAUCUCAGCUAGUUAUUAAGCCAAGGUAUGAUCAACUGAAACAAGCCACAGUGUUAGUGCAAAGCCUAUGGCUACAAUCCUCCACACAGACUGUAAUAAUACAUAAGAUGGAUAUUAAUGUGACUUACCUAUAGGGAGAACUGCAGCCUAUGAAAUCUUAAGUGGCAAGUGACUACAUUCCACCCACCUAUCCAUGCUUAGCAGUGUGCAGAAUCAUAACCUGUGCGAUGAAAAUAUUAGAAAAUCUUGGUGUCUGAUUUGCAUCUGAAGUAUUCGUGUUCUCAUUUCUUUUCAGGAAUUUAUAAAAACCAUAGGUUUAUAUUCAGGAUAUGACCCUCAAGAUCUCACCAAUUUGGUCAACUUCAAAAUCUGGCAUGUACAGGAUACUUUAUUCUGUGAGGUAUUUUUCUCUUUUUAAAAAAUCUUUACAGUUUUAUUGAGUUCUCCCAUCAGACAGGGAGAAAACCCUGACUUAUAAUUAAUUAUUCAGUGGCACCUAAGAAAAUUAAAAGGAGUGAAGGUGUUCAUAUACAAGUACAUAAUAGUUAAAGAAAAUAUGGAAUGUUUUGUCUACAUAUACAUUUUAUUUGGCUUAGAAAAUGAUGGGAAGGUGGAUAUUUUUGCAACUCAUUAGAAUAUUUUGUCAGAUAAAGGUAGGAUUUCCAGAGAAAGGUACCAAGUACUGGGGCUGUUCAGAUGUAACAGUAAACCAUAGUUUGGAACAGGAUAAUCUGUGCACACACACCCAUGUGUUGCUGAUCUACAUCUUUCCCUGCUUUCCUAAUGGGAGCUGGAGUUCAGCCAUAACUGGUAGGUCACAGAUUUCCCAUCCCUGAUUUAGCAGACAAGCACAAACCAUAGUUUGCCUUUGCAGAUAGAAUGGCAAGCUAUGGUUUGACAUUGAACCAAGACCUGAAGUUGCUAUCUUGUAGAGAGCAACGGAAGAAAAGACAGCAGGGAGGUGAAGGAAAGAUUGUAUGAGCUUGAGUCUUAUUACCGUCAUACCUCGAGUUGAAUGUGCUUCAGGUUGAGUGCUUUUGGGUUUUUGCCGCUCGCGCAUGCGCAGACGCUCAAAAUGACAUCACGCACAUGCGCAGAAGCGGCAAAACGCGACCUGCGCACACGCUGAUGCGCCAUCGCACCUUACGUUCCAUUCAGGAUGCGAACGGGGCUCCGGAACAGAUCCCGUUCGCAUCCCGAGGUACCACUGUAUAAGGGCAUUACAUCUCAACAGACAUUUGACAUUACAUCUCAACAGGUCCAGUCUAUGGCACCUCAAUCUGAACUGAAUGAAAAUUUGCUCAGACUUAAAAGCAAGGCCGGAGACAGCAAAAAUAUAAAGCCAGAUAGAGCUCUAUUGGCUCCUAAAUCACCUGAUCCUGCCUGAACGCUUCUGUUCAGACAUGAUGGCAUUAGACUCGCCGUUCUCUCUGCCUUCAAGUUUCUUUGGUAGGUGCAGAGAAUAAAGUUGCCAGGCCUUGUUUCCAGACUCCCAAAUUUGAGCCUUCCAGAGCCUUCCAAGUUUGUAUUCCAUCUAUGAACAGGGGUUAUAUCAACCAUGUAGCUUUCAACAGCUUUUUGUGGCAUGGUUUUGGUGCGCAGGAGAGCAAGGUAGAAUCCAUAGUGUGAUUUACUACUUAGAGGGAUCCUGCCAGAGUCAGAAAGCAAAUCCAAGUGUGACAUUGAUGGCAGGAGCCCAGAGGUAGAGAUGGGUGAGGAAAUAGUUCAGUCUGCAUUUUAAUCUGAAUUUACGCAAUUUGCACUUCCUGAAACAACACACACACACACACACACACACACACAGAAACAAUGGCCCAACAUGGCAAUAAAAAACAGAGCUACAAAAUGAGGUAUUUCAAAAUAAGAGUAAUGUGCUUCUUUCUAUUGCAGUCUAUUCACAAUUUGACACUUCCUGUGUGGGCUGCUAAAGAGGUGAGGGCAAAACUGGCUGAGCUGACCGUGUUAUCCUUGUCAUCGUUAUUUGGGAUUUACAAAAGAGAAGAGAAGGCGCGGCUGCAAGGAGGUAACCAAGACCCUUUCACUGAGGCACUGUGAUUGACUUCUCUUGCUUUGCAGCACACUCUAGCUGAAACGAGACAGGCCUUUGGGCUUGGGUGCUCUUAACUGGUGUAACUGGUACCUUAAUUAACAAAAAGCCUUAGUGAGUUAAUCAGUGCAAGCCAAUUUUAAUCAGUGAUGGAGAAUCUUAACUGGUGGAGCAGUGGUGUUGAGGAGCACAUGUUCAUUUUGUUUCGCUAUUUUAUUGUGGCAUAUGCUGGGCUUAUAACUCAUCCUUGCCUCUCCAGUUGAAGGAUGCAGGCUCUGGGACGGGGUGGCUAACUGAUGGUCCUCCAAAUGUUGUUGAACUCCAACUCCAACCAGUGCCAACCAGCUAGUGGUCAGGGAUUAUGGGAUUUGUAUCCCAGAAACAUCUGGAGAGCCGCAGGACAGUCACCCCAUUCCUAGGACAAUCCAGGGUGCUAUCGAGCCCUAGAGGGCUCCAAAUAAGUUGAAAUGGACAAACAGGCAAAAAAUAUUUGAUGAUAAAUGAAUAGUUUGAGGAGUAGCUGAGGUGGACUGUGGUGCAAUAAUCUGGUUUUCAGUGUGGUUAUGAAAUAGUCUAGUGGUCUGGAGUUUUAAGUUCAUACACAGGGUGGAUCUACACUCAUGGUUUAUAACGCUAAGAAAACGUUUCAAAAAGGCCACCACCUGUCUGAUAUCCAUUGGAAGGGUGUUCCACAAUACUGGGGCCGCUGCACUAAAAGCUGCAUUACAACAUGGAGCAUGCAACAAUGCAAGAAGCAUCUCCCGUUAUGACUGCAGCACUAAUAUAUACAGUGGUACCUCGGGUUAAGUACUUAAUUCGUUCCGGAGGUCCGUUCUUAACCUGAAACUGUUCUUAACCUGAAGCACCACUUUAGCUAUUGGGGCCUCCCGCUGCCGCUGCACCACCGGAGCACGAUUUCUGUUCUCAUCCUGAAGCAAAGUUCUUAACCUGAAGUAAUAUUUCUGGGUUAGUGAAGUCUGUAACCUGAAGCUUAUGUAACCCAAGGUACCACUGUAUAGGAUAAAGCAAUCUCCCAGGUAUCCUGGUCCCAGCUCUUAAGGACCAGUACUAAAACAUUAAACCUGGCCCAGUACCAUGGUAGAUCCCUCAGUGUAGAUCCCUCAGCACAGAUGUUAUAUGCUGAUGAUAGGUCCAGUGCUGAUGAUAGGUCCUAUUGCAGAGAAACAGCAAUAACCUCCUGGCAGUAACAAGAAUGUGUGGGUUAGGGUAUUUUUUCGUAUGUAUUCAUAUCUAUUUUCCUACACAUUUUUGUUUCUAUUUUUCUUCUUCUCUUUUUCUUUGUAUCGCUUUAUUUCUUUAUCAAUGAAACCUUUUCGAUAAAAUUUUCAAGAAAAUAUUAUUACACACACACACACACAAAGUCAGCAAGAACGUUGGGGAUGUGUGGUGCACCAGCAGAGACACAAACUGGCACUCCCACCAGGGACCCAGCAUCAAACUAGCACUGUGUCACUGCUGCCGGGAAGUUAUUGCUGUGGCUCUGCCCCACCUGGUGAACCACUCCUGAACAGGUUGCCCCAGUUAUAGCAUCCUAACCGCCAUGUUCUGCUCCAGAUGCACUUUCUGAGGCAAGCCCUGGGGCACCCCACAUAGAAUGCCUUUCAGUUUUUAGAAAGCCUAGAGUUUUUUAAAACAACUGAGUGGGCAAAUUAUUAAGUGUCUUUUAACUGCAGCUAAAACAUACCAUUUGGAACUUGGAAACAGCUUUUCCAGUUUACGGAUCUAUCACCUAUAUGCCCAGUAGAUUGUGCCAGCUGUUAAUACCUCAAUGCCAAUAACAUGAUGUAUCAAACACCCACACAAACUGAGGCACGAAAGGAAACACUCAGGUGUUGCCUGACCUGAAUUUCAUCUCACUGUAUUAGAUGAGCACUCCCAUCAUUGCACUGACAUUUCACGUGCCUUCCUCCUUCUAAUUAUUGGCUGCGUUCCUAAAGUGCUUACCUUUGGUUGGAUCAUGUCCCUUCUAGCUUUGCCUUAGUUGUCUUGCAGUACUUAUGUUUAUAUUAUUUCAUCACACUCGUGAUGCUGCAGUAAGUGUAUUUAUUUCUAAAUAUCUUAUUACAGUGGUACCUCAGGUUACAAAUGCUUCAGGUUACAGAUGCUUCAGGUUACAGACUACGCUAACCCAGAAAUAGUACCUCAGGUUAAGAACUUUGCUUCAGGAUGAGAACAGAAAUCGCAUGGCGGCAGCAGGAGGCCCCAUUAGCUAAAGUGGGACUUCAGGUUAAGAACUGUUUCAGGUUAAGAACAGACCUCCGGAACGAAUUAAGCUCUUAACCUGAGGUACUACUGUAUCAUAUAUAUUUUUUCUAAAUCUGUAAUUGGCUCAGGAAACAUAAAUAUGUUGUAGUGAUGAAAAUGAAACAGUCUGUGACUGUUUACAUUUGAAAUGUAAUUUUCUUAAAAUGGGAAAUUUAAAGUCACAUCUUAUUGUUGCUGGGGUUUUUUGUUUUUGUUUUGUUUUGUAUAUAAAAGUAUUUCUAUAUGCCCCUACCCUAAAAUAUCUGGCUAGUGUACCGCGUUAAAACAUAAAAAACCAUAAAAAAAUAAUAAAAUGCAGAUAAUCACUAAGGUGACCGGCUAAAACUAAAAAUUAAACAGCUACAAAGAUCUGUCAGCAUUAAAAGAUCUUCGUGAGAAGCCUGAAACUCAAAAGCGAGGGUGCCUUCUGAGUCAGCAUUGGACCAGCAGUGUUAAAUGCCCUGACUUCUAGUUGAGCCCUGUAAUGUAAGGGACUGCUUCUUGGGAGAAAAGCAAUGACAAACCUAGACAGCAUCUUAAACAGCCAGAGACAUCACCUUGCUGACAAAGGUCCGUAUAGUUAAAGCUAUGGUUUUCCCAGUAGUGAUGUAUGGAAGUGAGAGCUGGACCAUAAAGAAGGCUGAUCACCAAAGAAUUGAUGUUUUUGAAUUAUGGUGCUGGAGGAGACUCUUGAGAGUCCCAUGGACUGCAAGAAGAUCAAACCUAUCCAUUCUGAAGGAAAUCAGUCCUGAGUGCUCACUGGAAGGACAGAUCCUGAAGCUGAGGCUCCAAUACUUUGGCCACCUCAUGAGAAGAGAAGACUCCCUGGAAAAGACCCUGAUGUUGGGAAAGAUUGAGGGCACAAGGAGAAGGGGACGACAGAGGACAAGAUGGUUGGACAGUGUUCUUGAAGCUUCCAACAUGUGUUUGACCAAACUGUGGGAGGCAUUGGACGACAGGAGUGCCUGGAGUGCUCUGUUCCCUGGGGUCACAAAGAGUUGGACAUGACUAAAUGACUAAACAACAACAACAAUGUAAGGGACAGUUAGCAGCGGUCCUCUAAAUGAUUUUAAUGAUCUCACUGAGAUAUAAGGGCUUGUACAGCGUCCAUUUAGAUACACACUGAAUUAUCAUGAUCUCUGGGCAUAACUAUCUAUAUUCCAGUGAGAAUCACAGUUGAAAAUAGCACCAGUAUUGGACUCACAACUCACCCAGGGCACUUGCUAAUUGCAUGCUAUCAGUGACUGAUGAUUGGAUUUGGAAUUAUAUUUAUAUGUAAUCGCUUGAGUGCUUGUUUCCCAUGCUAUAAGGACAUAGCUGCCACUCUUGGCGAUUUUUCAUUUCAAAUAGAAAGAGGCAACAGAAAGACAAUCUAGCAAAACUAUUCUAGUAACUAUUGACAGUUUUUAAUUCAAAGCUAUAAAACACAUCAGACUUGAAGUUAAGUACUGAUAAAUUCCAUUUAUUUCAGUUUAGAGAAACAGGCUGCAUUCCUGUAUGCACCUACCUGGGAGUGAGUCCAUUGAUCUCAGUGGGACUUACUUCUUGGUAGACAUGUACUGUAUAGGAAUGUGCUUUUAAACAUCUGCUUGACCCUCCUGUUGACCAAUGAAUAACAAGUAUUAAUUAAUUAAACUUGAACACUGCCCUUCAUCCGAAGAGCACAGGGCAGCUCACAAGAUAAAAAUACAAAGCAACAACACAAAAUACAUGAUACACCAAAAGCAAAACAAUAUAACCCCCCCUCUCACAAACACAUUAUAAAGGACAUAGAAUGUUUAAUCAGCCAAAGGCCUGGUUAUAGAGAGACCAAUGACAAUUUUGUCGGGAUGGUGCCCCUGUUAAUUGCUGGAGAUUGCAUAAUUGGCUAAGAUAUUAUUGCCAUUCAUUAUUAUAUUGAAUCAAUUCUUUUUUUGCUCCUUUCUAUGCUAUCCUGUAUAGAAACCUCACAAUUUACAGGGCAAUCCUAACCUUGACUACUCAAGAGGUCAUUCCUCUGUAAAUUCAAUGGCGCUUACUGCCAGAUAAGUGAGAUUCAGACUGUAGGUUUAGUAAUUUUGCAGUAUUUUUUUCUCCAUCAAUAUCAACACUAUCUCACUUCUACUAAGGUCUCCUUGUGAAAAAUAUUCUAGAAAAAAUCUCCAGGGCUGCUAAAGGUUCAGAAAAGAGGAAAAUGCUCGUCUAUUCUGCAGUGAGUAUAUUUCCCCUAAAAACUUUGGUUGAAGUUGGGGGCAUAGUUCGGCUGAUCAAUCUCAAUUGGAAUUUACUGUGUAAUCCUAGAUAGAACUGAGUUCACUGGGACUUGCUCCCAGGUACGUGGGUAUAGGAUUAUACCAUUAAGCAGUUUAAAUCUGUGCAGGAUUCCGCACUGUAUCAAAUUGGCUUUUAAGUUUAAAACCCCAAGAUGCUAUUCACUCUCUAGCAAGCCUAAGACUAAAUGUACUUGUCAGAAGCUGGUAAUGAGAAAAUGAGCCUGUCUCUUUCCGUCUCUGUGGAUUCAGCUCUACAGCUGCAAAUUAAACGUUUUAAGUGUGCUGUAAAGUGCAUUAUACAAAUACGACACUAGAUGGUGAUGGUGAGCUAUGGCACAUUCUAUAUAUUUUUCAAACUUUUUUUUAAAAAGCAUUUUCACAACUUUUUUUAUAUGUGUCUAGAUUCUGUCUGUCUGUAUCUUUCUAUGUGUGUGAGAGAGAGAGAGGAGAGAGAGAUGGAGAAUGGGUGAAGGAAGAAUAUAUGUUAUACAUUCUCAAGUCUGCUGAAUAGUGUUCUGCAUCUAGCAAUUAAUGAAAAGGUUUCAAAUUAGCAAUAUCACCAAUAGUUACCUUUAGAAGCUACCUUCAUUCACAAAACUUUACAGAUGUAUGUUUGGGUUUAUUUUUCACAGCACGACACUACACUUGGUGCCUUGCAGAUGGCACUCAAUAUCUACAAUGAAAAGCUGCCACCAUAUGCAGCUUGCCAGUUUUUUGAACUGUAUCAAGAAGAUAACGGGCAAGUAUUCUAUUGUUUCCUCAACAGUUGGAACUUUUUCCGCUGCAAAUGGGGAAAAAAUAUAUGCGUGGAUUCAAAUUCUAAAAUUACUGUCCAUGUACUGACUGUUCCCCAAAAUGCAUGAGGCUUAAAUCUAGGGCCCAGAAUCACAAUGGCGUUUUGUCUACCUAGCUUUUCAGAUUUAUUUAUUUUUAAAUCUCUUAGUGGCUAAUGUGGUUAAAACAUGGGCAGCAAUAUAGAUAAAUAAGGACAACCUAAAAUAUCAGCCACCAAGCUCAGCAGCAAACAGGAGUCCUUAGGAGUGUGCGUCAAUGUCAGGGCAUCUCACCCAAAAAGGGCCUGUCAUAGAAUCAUAACAUUGUAGAGUCAGAAGGGACCCCGAGGGUCAUCUAGUCCAACCCCUGCAAUGCAGGAAUAUGCAGCUGUCCCAUAUGGGGUUCGAACCUGCAACGUUGGCUUUAUCAGCACCUUGCUCUGACCACCCGAGCUACCCAUGCACUUCUCGCUCACCUCACUUCGGAAGCUGGGGAGGGCAGGAGCUGAAAAUGUAUUUCUAUGAGGAAUCUUAAUAGAUGGGUACCCGCCAAAACCCAUUUAGUUUAACCCUAGACUCAUUACAAUACAACUGAGAGGUUUUAAUUGCCAUACGUUGCCCAGGUCAAGACUGAGAUCUGCUUUUGCCUGUGUGGUAUUACAGACUCUGGGUUUAGUUGUUCUCGAAUAACUGUGGCUGUCGAGGCCUUUCCUUUUCAUUCCUGAAUAGCACUCCUCAUAUCGUUAUAAUUUAACUUAUGCUACAUUUUCCUUCUUCUUUUUUCCCUUGGUUCUGCAAAUCAGAGAGCAAACCGUUGAAAUGUAUUUUCGGAAUCACACUAUGAAGGACCCCUAUCAACAAACUCUUCCUGGUUGCUCAUCUGCGUGUCCCCUGCCAAAGUUUGCUGACCUGGUUUCUCCCAUCCUAGUAGACGACUGGGCCAAUGCAUGCGGGAACAUAGAAAAAAGAAAAGGUAUUGUAAUUUCCUUAGCUAGCCACACAUGAUCAUCAGUACAGAAAUGGCUGAGAGCUGUAUAUUGGCUAUUGUACCAAUAUGAAAGCAGGGCUGGAUCUACACUGAUGAAUUAAAAAACGUUCCUCCAUAGCAAUUCAGUUUCCAUUACUGCUGGCUCCUGGUUUCUCUGCAGCACCCUUUGGUGUCACAUUUGAAUAACACAUUAUUAAUGUUACAAGCAAAACGUAAUGUGACCACCACAUUAUGAAAAGCAUUCCUUAAUCCUUCCUUAACGUUAUAAACCAUGAGUGUAGAUCCGCCCCAGAUGUGAGCAGUUGAUUACUCAAGGCAAAAGUGGCCACCAUUUGGGCAGUGCUGCUCAAAAAAGCAUUGCCAAUUAGUUUUGUUUGCCCUCCAGUGAUGUCAUCACAUCGACAAACAUGAUUGGCUGUGUUGCACUGUGAUUUCAUCUUGUUUCAUUGUAUAGUUCCCCAACUGGCUGGUGAUCACCCAGAAAUGCAGUAAUCAGAAGCCACAAAAGGGGGGCUAAUUGUGGCAGCAGGCAGGAGAGGAAAAGUAACAAUAAAUAUGAGUGAGCAAUCACACGUGGAUGUCACAGUUUGGGGGAGGAAGAGGCAAUAUCGUUAUAAUAAUAAUAAUAAUAAUAAUAAUAAUAAUAAUAAUAAUAAUUUAUUAUUUGUACCCCGCCCAUCUGGCUGGGUUUCCCCAGCCACUCUGGGCGGCUUCCAUCGAAACAAAAAAUACAGUAAAAUAUCACAGAUUAAAAGCUUCCCUGAACAGGGCUGCCUUAAGAUGCCUUCUAAAUGUCAGGUAGUUAUUUAUCGCUUUGACAUCUGAUGGGAGGGCGUUCCACAGGGCGGGCGCCACUACCGAGAAGGCCCUCUGCCUGGUUCCCUGUAGCUUUGCUUCUCGCAAUGAGGGAACCGCCAGAAGGCCCUCGGCGCUGGACCUCAGCGUCCAGGCAGAAUGAUGGGGUGGAGACGCUCCUUCAGGUAUACUGGGCCGAGGCCAUUUAGGGCUUUAAAGGUCAACACCAACACUUUGAAUUGUGCUCGGAAACGUACUGGGAGCCAAUGUAGGUCUUUCAAGACCGGUGUUAUGUGGUCUCGGCAGCCGCCCCCAGUCACCAGUCUAGCUGCCGCAUUCUGGAUUAAUUGUAGUUUCCGGGUCACCUUCAAAGGUAGCCCCACGUAGAGCGCGUUGCAGUAGUCCAAGCGGGAGAUAACUAGAGCAUGCACCACUCUGACGAGACAGUCCGCGGGCAGGUAGGGUCUCAGCCUGCGUACCAGGUGGAGUUGGUAGACAGCUGCCCUGGAUACAGAAUUGACCUGCGCCUCCAUGGACAGCUGUGAGUCAAAAUGACUCCCAGGCUGCGCACCUGGUCCUUCAGGGGCACAGUUACCCUAUUCAGGACCAGGGAGUCCUCCACACCAGCCUGUCCCCCAAAAACAAUACUUCUGUCUUGUCAGGAUUCAACUUCAAUCCAUUAGCCGCCAUCCAUCCUCCAACCGCCUCCAGGCACUCACACAGGACCUUCACCGUCUUCACUGGUUCUGAUUUGAAAGAGAGCUGGGUAUCAUCUGCAUAUUGAUGGACACCCUGUCCAAAUCCCCUGAUGAUCUCUCCCAGCGGCUUCAUAUAGAUGUUAAAAAGCAUGGGGGAGAGGACGGAACCCUGAGGCACCCCACAAGUGAGGGCCCAGGGGUCUGAACACUCAUCCCCACCACCACUUUCUGAACACGGCCCAGGAGGAAGGAGCGAAACCACUGUAUAACAGUGCCCCCAGCUCCCAGCCCCUCUAGACGGUCCAGAAGGAUGUUAUGGUCGAUUGUAUCAAAGGCCGCUGAGAGAUCCAGCAGAACCAGGAAACAACUCUCACCUUUGUCCCUAGCACGCCGGAGAUCAUCAACCAGCGCGACCAAGGCAGUUUCAGUCCCAUGGUGAGGCCUGAAUCCCGAUUGGAAAGGAUCCAAAUGGUCCGCAUCCUCCAGGCGUGCCUGGAGUUGUUCAACAACCACGCGCUCAAUCACCUUGCCCAAGAAUGGAAGAUUUGAGACUGGGCGAUAGUUGGCCAUACUGGCCGGGUCUCAAGAUGGUUUUUAAGAAGCGGUUUAAUGACCGCCUCUUUCAGCGGAUCUGGGAAUGUUCCCUCACAGAGGGAAGCAUUCACCACCCCGCAGAGCCCAUCGCCCAGCCCUUCCCGGCUUGCUUUUAUUAGCCAGGAUGGGCAAGGAUCAAGGAGACAGGUGGUUGCUUUCACGCGUCCAAGCAGCCUGUCCACAUCCUCGGGGGUAACGGAUUGAAAUUGAUUCCAUGCAACUUGACCAGACAGAGCUCUAGCACUCUCCCGCCCUGGCCCUGCUCCCACAGUGGGGUCUAGCUCCUUCCGAAUAUGAGUGAUUUUAUCUGCAAAAAACUUUGCAAAAUCGUUGCAGGAGAUCUUGGGGUCUUUACAAUGCCCCGAUGGUAAAGGUGGUUCCGUUAAAUUCCGUUACCUCAAAAAUAGUGUUAUGAGUUUGGAGGGAGGGGAGAGCAGGCUGUAUACCGACACCAUUAUAACCCCUGGAUCAAGCAAGUGUUAAAAUAUAAGCCAGGCUACCUUCAUGAUGGGACGCGGGUGGCGCUGUGGGUUAAACCACAGAGCCUAGGACUUGCCGAUCAGAAGGUCGGCGGUUUGAAUCCCCAUGACAGGGUGAGCUCCCAUUGCUCCGUCCCUGCUCCUGCCAACCUAGCAGUUUGAAAGCACGUCAAAGUGCAAUUAGAUAAAUAGGUACCGCACCGACGGGAAGGUCAACGGCGUUUCUGUGUGCUGCUCUGGUUCGCCAGAAGCGGCUUAGUCAUGCUGGCCACAUGUAAGCCGGCUCCCUCGGCCAAUAAAGCGAGAUGAGCGGCGCAACCCCAGAGUUGGUCACGACUGGACCUAAUGGUCAGGGGUCCCUUUACCCUUUAUAUUUUUACCUUCAUGAUGAGGUGAUCGCCUGGGAGAUGAGCCAUUAAGGGGAGCAAAGGAAAGGGGCUCUGUGCGAGAUGGCAAAUUGAUGGGGCCCCUCCCUCAACUUGCAGUAGUUAGAAAGACGAGAACAGAGAGUGCAGGAAUGUGAACUAAACAAGAAGCAGCAAGCUGAAGAGAGAGUCAGAGCAAUGUCUGAUUUCUGCUUGAAUCCAAGACUGCAGUUAUGGGAGAAAUGAACCUAUUAGGGUGUUAAUGCUGUGAACCCCUCCAUCGUAGGCUCAGGUUGUAUAUAUGUGUAAAUAAACUAUAUAUCAUAAAGACACCACAGUCUCUGCUGUGCCUCGUUCUGAAGGAAACAAGAACCCUAGGUAAGUGCCUGGAACCCCGGGAAUCUCACACCACUCGGAGAUUGGGGUGGCAUGCAAGAAUACAUAUGAAACCUCUUUAUAUGUCUUAAUAACCUCUGUAUUUUAAUCAUGACUCUCCAGCCAGGUCAUGUGAUCAAAAUGCACUAUAAAAUGGGCAGAGUGUUCUGCAAAAAUGUGUACAUUAGUUAUACAGAAAUAUGAUUAUUAAUAGAAAUUCACACGAAAAUGCUGACAGGUUUUUAUCAGGAUUAAAAAACAACAACACGUUUUUAAAAUUGCUGCGGAAGUGUGGAGAGCUGAAUUUAAACCUGGAAAAAUGAGAAACUGAAAGAAGUGAAACUCACAGUUCCAUCCACCCUGAACUGAUUUUCUUACCACUUGCACAAUCUCGGUAGCUGGACUGGGCGGUGGGGGGGGGAGGCAAAUACCAGCUGCAGCACCUCUUUGUCCCUACAGUUUCUCAUCCAGCCUGAUUCUGAGCCCUCUUCUCCCAAUAUCAGGCAUUGGGCUACACAAUCUACAGUUUAACAAUACUAGGGCUGUCUCAGAGCUUUUAACAUGACUAACCUGGAUUAAAUAGCUAUUUUGCUGCCACAAAAUCCAAAAGCCAAGGACGGGGAAGAUGAUAAGGAUGAGGAGAUGAGUAAAGAAUAUUGCAAUAGCCUCUUAAUUGUUUCUUACAGGAAAAUGUUCCCAAGAAAAUGAGCAGGCUUUGUGAAAGAAAGAAAGAAAGAAAGAAAGAAAGAAAGAAAGCACAAAGAUGCCUAACUGAAAAGAAGCAAGAUGGAAGAGUAAACUGAGCUUAUGGAACACCUUGAAAUGUAAUGCUGCACUCAACAAAUCCCAAAUGUAAGGAUCUCUUUUUAAAGGCUGCAUUGGUUUAAUAAUAAUAAUAAUAAUCCCGCUGCCUGAUAACACUUCAACAAUAAAGAUUGCUUUAAAUAAAGAACUGGGAUUUUGGAGUUCACCUAUUUCAAUUGCCAUCUGCUAGAGUUUGCAUGGGCAGCAGGAUUUUCCUUGUGUAGCUGGUUGUUGUUGUUUUAAUGCCAGGCUGCUUCUAGGUCACUUGGGAGACGCUGUGUCUCCUUGCCCUCUUCCAGCCGAGAGCAGGGGUGUUUGCUCCAGUGUGUCGUUUCUGAACAAGUGGCUUCCAUGUGGGGAAGGACGUUCGUUCGUGUGGGUUCUGCUGCAGAGCGUGGGCAGGCAGCAGGAGAGAUCAGGAGGGAAAGCCACUUUGAGAAGGAGCAGCUUGCACCCUGCACCCAAAGGCACCCCACCCCUAACUUCUCCUGGGAAGAUACAGUCAGCCCAGGACGUCCAUCUUCUCUCCUCCUAGGCCUUUUCACUGCUUCUCCUUCUUGCUACCCAACCUCUUUCUUCCUGCCUCUGCUCAUCCAACACCCUACCCUCUGACAGUCCUGGAUCACUCUGGGUCACCUCACCUGACCCACAGCAAUCCGGGGCUGCCUCCAUCUGAUUCAGCUGAACCAUGGAUCCCCCAGAAUAGGCCCCAUUCAGUUCAGGAUUCAGCCCAGUCUGGUGCACAACCACCAUGUAUACCUUACUAGUGAGAUAAAUAUUUGCAUCCAGCCAUCUGUUACAUGACAGGCACUGAAACUGCCUGGUCUCCCUGUACAGACAACAUCACUUCUGACUCCCUGUGUUCAGUUUCUGCCAAGGGCUAACGUCAACAUGGGCCACUGAUGGUUGGCUCUGCUUUGGCAAUGUGAUGUACCUGAGCUUUUUAACAUUCUCUUGUUCAGUGAACACUUAAUCUACGGAGCUAAUGGUAUUGUACUGUGCUGAUGUCCUCAAUGACUGACCAUGCUGUAGAAGUUUGAUGCAUGUAAUUCCUUUGGAUUAUACGUACAGGCUAUAAUAACUGCACUUGUUACCAUCCACAUGAAUGUUACAAUCAUGUAUGUUUUUUUAAAAUAUUGUAUAUGUAAAAGAAGAAAUGGUUUAAAAUUAUUUACAUACAAGCUUUUUUUUUUAACAGAAAUACACAUCUGCAUGACAAUCAGAGGUUGAGACCCUGGAAAUUGGCAGAGUGAGUGGAAGUAAUUGGGAACACUUCCAGUGUUUAAUUACUGCAUGAUAGCCUGCUGUUAAAAGCUUGGGAAUACAGCCAACGACCAAUAAAAGUGGCAGUCCAAUGCAGAAUUAGUAUUUAUCAAUAAACACAUCGAAGGCACAUUAGAGUUGUUUUAUCCCAGUUUCUUAAUGAUGAUCAUUGACCAUGAUAACAAAGGUUAGAUUUUCAGAGGAAAUUUUUCUAAGAAAAUGCCUGAGAUUUUUCAUUUUCUCUCCCCAAAAGAGAAAAGGCCACUUUGCAGAAUUUUCUCUUACUACUCUCCACUAAUUUUUGUGACAGCAGCCACUCUCCUCCUCUCCUACAAAGCCAUGGAUUGCUAUAUUGGUCCAGGGUAUUGUUUUUUUGUUAUUAUAUAUUUAAUUGAUACUCAAACAAAGAAAAAAACAAGACAAGAAUACAAACAGAACAGUAAUAAAGACAAUAUUAGUUACAAAUCAAUAAAGCAAAAAGCAAUCCUUGAACUAUAGUCCCGACCUCCCAUCCAUUCCUUGUUUCAGUUAUCUAUUAUUUGUUGCCAAGAAUAGCAAGUCCGACUGCUUCCUCUGAUCCAGUAUCCAACUCCUGAAGUCCGUGCAGGCCCGACAGGGCGGCUUCUUCUUAUUAGGUUCAGCGGCCGGCAGAGCCUGCCCCUCCGCGGGUUUUUCAGCCCCGGCCCUCGAGGCGGAGAAGGGGAAAGGGAAAGCGGACGCCGGUCGGGACGUGCUGGGGCUGGGCGCCGCCAUGUUGGGUGCACGCAAAGCAUGCUUGGCCAGAAGGGGCCCGCUCAUUCGAGGGAGUCUGAGAGUGGUUGUCAAUGGCAACUCCAGUAGGCCGCUUCCCCUUUUCCUGUUUCUGCUGGAGUCUUGUUUUGCUUGCCACGCCUGCGGGCUCUCUUCCGGCCAACGCUGCCAAUGGCAGACCUUAAAAACUUGGGGUCGGUGAGAUUCGGAUAUCGCAGCACCUUGCGCCUGCUGGACCUCCUGAGUGGAGCGGGUUGUGUCUUGCUCCUCGUGAAGUAGGGGGAAAUGUGAGGAGUGUUGCAAGCCGGUGCAGGGGCAGAAGGUCUGGCCGAGAUGGUAGAGCACGGCUUCUCUGUCAGGGGCUUCUUCGCAACCCAGUGGAACACCAGUAUCAUACGCCUCUUAGAUGGGUUGGACAUGCUGAAGAAGAUGCUGGAGGCCCAAAGACCAGGGUGACUUCAAAGCGGAGGACACAGCAGGCAGUUCCCUAUUCAAUGGGGCCAAAUCCAAGCUAAUGUUAGCUCCAGUCCUGUUAAAUCGAUCCAGAAAUUAGGAGCGUUAAAUAAGGAAUUAAUUCCUCAGGCAGUAUGAAAAGACUCUAUGUGGCUUUUCAAAAGCUGGGAGCUCCCAACUACUGCCACUGUUGACAGCCUGUUGCCCCUUAAAUCUGCUUGAAUGGGUUAUGUCACAAUGGUUCCUUAAGCCUUCAUCAGCAGUUUGUGAGCAUGAAAAUGCUGUUGGGAUUUUCAGCAAUGAAGGCUCAGGCAUAACACACUGUUUGAAAGUCUGAACAUUUCCUCUUUUUUUAUUUAACA